AUGGCGCGUGUUUGGAACGCAAGUCUGGUGAGAGGCGACGUGGCGGACUGGCCCUUUUCCCCGUUUCCCCCCCCACACCCUCCCCCGCUUCCUCUCCCCGCGCGUUCUCCCCACCCCUUUCCGCCCCCCUUCCGCUCUCCCCUCAUCUCCCUGCGAUUUCCUCCUACUCCCCGCGUUCACCCCUCUUCCCGCGCACCCACCUCUCUUCCCCGUUUCCCCCCCCCCCCACCUGACCCCCUCCUCUCCCCCCCGACCCCCCCACCCCAACACACAGUCUGGCUCACCUCUCAUCCCCUCCCCACACCAUGCCUCCCCUCCUCCCUCACUCGCUCUUCAUCCCUCCCUCUAUCCACCCUGCGUUCUCCUCGUUCCCCCCGCCCUCGCCUCGUCUUUCCCCUCACUCACCCCUCAUUUCUCCCCACCAUUCACCCUUAUUACCUCCCCGUUCCCCUCGCCCUCCCCUCGUCUUUCUACUCACUCACCCCUCAUUUCUCCCCACCCAUUCACCCUUAUUACCUCCCCGUUCCCCCCGGCCUCCCCUCGUCUUUCCCCUCGCUCACCCCUCAUUUCUCCCCACCCAUUCACCCUUAUCACCUCACCUAUAUAUCCCAAGUCUCUCCCUCCCACCCCCUCACGAUCCAUCUGUCAUUCACCCUCCGCUCACCCCUCAUCUCCCCCCACGUACCUCCGUCUUCCACCCCUCAUCUCCUUGCUCUUCUCCAACCUCUCUCUGCUGACGCCCCACACUCCCCUCAACCCCCUUCCCACGUAACCCUCAUCUUGCCUGUCCCUUGCUCCUUCUCCCCUCUUAACAAUGUCAACCAUCUGUGUUAUACUUUUUUCAGCAGUAUUAAUCAAUGUCAACCGUCAACCUUUUGUCAUUCAACAACUUUUCCCCUCCCUUUCUCCGCCCUCCUCCCCCACAAACACCUCCCCUGGGCCCCCUCCCUUCCUCUCUGCGCUCCUCCCCGCUCCUCUGUUGGAUUGCUUGUUACCUUCCUAUACCCUCAGCACCUGUCACCGCAAGCCACUUGA
Closterium sp. Naga37s-1 is the source of this 1035-nucleotide messenger RNA. The record is from the annotation of a GenBank genome assembly. NCBI's taxonomy places the organism in Eukaryota, Viridiplantae, Streptophyta, Zygnematophyceae, Desmidiales, Closteriaceae.